AUGAAAGAGAAUCCGAAAAGCUGUCUUCGCCUCAAAGACUUGUCAAUUACCGAUGAGUAUCAAAUCACUGGUAUGAACCCUCCCUUCGAUACGCCCGUGCAAAAUAGUAACACAUCUUUCCUCAGUCCUGGGAAAGCCGUUGAAGACCAUUUCUGUGCCGCUCUACGCAAUGGUCUCGGCACAUGUCUAGAACAACCAGUUGGGGUUGCCAUGGAAACACUCAAGCGAUGUAUGAACACUUUUACACUGUACCAUGAGCGGUUAGGCGACCAGCAUUGCACUAACUGCUGUAUGGAGUCGAGGGAAGGUUCCAGUGGUGCUGAUAAUAGUUGUACUGUAUACAGAGAGUCCCGGGAGGCCAUUGACCGCUAUUACGGGCCUAGCGAUACGACCGCAUUGUCGCACUCGUCGCAUACUGUAGGUGCAUUCGGGUCAGUCUCAGCUAGCAAUCAAUCCUCCCGGAGCAAUACAUACAACCAUCGAAACAAAUCAUCAGUCAUAUCACAGUCUGGUAUGGUGACCCGUGCACCCACCAGUUCGCUUGGCCGGGAUGUGAUUUCUGCCACGGCUGAGUCCUCCACAGCCCAGAAUACUCGGAACGUUGCGAACGAAGGUGCUAGUAAUAGCAAAGCCACCGGGUCAAUGUUUAAUACAAGCUCUGAUGCCAAUGGCACUGCCGGCAGUUGCACGCGUUGUCUCUCGCCUGGUAGGACUGCAAGGACUGCCAAGCUGGUGUCACCUCGCUUACACAGUACCACAGCUGGUAUUGCAUCUUGUUCUGGCAACAACACAGAACCACUUGUGUGUGAAUCUCAUGAGAAUACAUCCAAGGCACACACAGAUACAGCGCACGCUGAGUCUGAUUCCGGUUGCGCUAUGCCUGUGGCGGUUCCUGCUGAUUGCACGCUGACGGCGACGGAAACCAAGCAACCGCCCAGGAAACGAGGCCAGCCAGCUAAGCCAGCGCAUGAUACAGCCACCGAUACACCUUCUGGUACAAACACUACGACAAUGGCAGGUGCUAGUCCUGAGACUAAUGGUGUAGCGGGGCAGAGGGCAAAUGAGGCCCUAAACCCCGGGACAGCCCCAGAUCAAAUGAAACGGGAUUCGCACACGACUCUGUGGGGGAGCUGUCGGAAAUACACACCAGCAGGCUCUGGGUAUGAAACGGACACUGUGGAUGACACGGCACACACGGCACUGUCUGAAAACAACACACACGACGAGAAGGCUGUGCAACGAGUCCCACGGAACAAGCGGAAGUGUACUGAACUGUCACAGACCCGUGAGGAUGGUAGCGGGUCUGGCUCGUCCGAUGUUGGUAGCGAUAGCUCGGAUACUUGGAAACCUACCAGUUACUACGAGAGGCAGACGAAGACUGCGAGCUUGAAUGGGCUAGGGGGUGUAUCUGGUCGAUCCAAAGGGCAAAGUGGAAGGGCACGUUCCGUCCCUGAUAGUACGAGCACAGGUACCAGAGAAACGGACACCGGAGCCUCAGCCACCGUUAAGCCUGAGUCUGGUGUCUUGGAAUUAGAGAGAAUGCCUGAGCAAGGGGUGGUGUGGUCGACAGUUGAACUAGUAGGCAGUGCAGGCACGAUGGAGGCUAAGCAUUAUGACAAGGCCGAGUGUGCAGGUGAUAUUGUCGUUCGAGAUGGGCAGUCCGUCGGGAUACCCGAGAAGAGACAGGGGGUGGCUUUCUAUACCAUCACCAAGGACGCCCACCACAAGCGAAUCCACAGCUAA
Molecule: messenger RNA, 1743 nt
Organism: Sphaeroforma arctica JP610
Lineage: Eukaryota; Ichthyosporea; Ichthyophonida
Exons: 2
Coding region: 1-1743 (580 amino acids)
Source: RefSeq, a predicted model, not a curated record